UCUUGCCAAAACAGAAGCGCGCUAUCGCCCAGUUCCUUUUGCAGCUUUGCACUUUGCGUUUCACACUCAGAUAUAUUUGUUUCCUGCUUAAUACUCAGCCAUGGGCCGCGACAGAUUCAGCGAACUCCAGGGUGAUGUCCCGCCCACAGGAGCGUACACUGAGGGCUACCAGAUGCAGCCGUCCUCGCAGUUUGCCAGCACUGGCGGAAUCAGCGACACCGACUUCUUUGGCAUGGUUGACAGCAUCACUGAGCAAAUGGCCGAGGUAGACAAGCGCAUCAGCGACAUCGCACAGCUGCACGAGCAGGCGCUGAACGCGACCAGCGAGCAGAGGCACGCACAGGUGUCGAGAGACCGCGACCAGCUUGUCGCCGACACAAACGCUGUGAUCACAGACAUCAAGCGCAGCCUGCAGACCGUGGACCGGCUGCUGCAGCAGAGCGACCCAUCGGUGUCAAAGAGCCAGCACGUGGCGCGCGCCAGCCGGCAGCAGGGGCUGGCAAAGAAGUUCUCGGAGCAGAUCCAGCGGUACCGCCAGAUGGAGCACCAGUACUCGCAGCGCAACAAGGAGCGGCUGGAGCGCCAGUACCGGAUUGCGAGGCCCGAUGCGACCGAUGCAGAAAUCGCCGAUGCCAUUGAGAGCGACCAGGCAGGCCAGGUGUUUGCCCAAUCCGUGAUGCAGACAUCCAGGGUCGGCGAGGCUCGCCGCGUGCUGCGGGAUGUCGAGGAGCGGCAGGCAGACAUCCAGAAGAUUGAGCGCACUAUUGAGGAGCUGGCGCAGAUGUUCUUGGAGGUCGCCGAGAUGGCCGAGCGCCAGCAGGAAAUGCUCGAUACUAUCGACAAUGCUGUUGAGGAGACCCACGGGCACGUCGAGAUGGCCAAGACCGAGGUCGACAAGGCCAUUGUGUUCAGAAAGAAGUCGCGCAAGCGCCUGUGGUGCAUCCUGGCGCUGGUCAUCCUGAUCAUUGCCAUCAUCGUGGUUAUCGUCGUGCUGAAGGUCAAGGGCGUCUUUUAAUACAGUUUUCUUGUUCAGCUGGCUAAUGCGGAUCCGUCCCCUCGCUAGCCAGCAGGCCAGAAUGUUUGCAGGAAUUGUGGAUCUUCCAACGUAAACAACAGCUUGCGUUUAAAGUGGCCGGGUGUGUUUGCAGACGCACG
Linderina pennispora is the source of this 1155-nucleotide messenger RNA. RefSeq names its product t-SNARE. Gene Ontology annotation, cellular component: plasma membrane; SNARE complex; endomembrane system. Lineage: Eukaryota; Fungi; Kickxellomycota; Kickxellomycetes; Kickxellales; Kickxellaceae. Gene Ontology annotation, molecular function: SNARE binding; SNAP receptor activity. The transcript has 2 exons. The record is from RefSeq and is a predicted model, not a curated record. Gene Ontology annotation, biological process: exocytosis; vesicle fusion; intracellular protein transport. The coding region runs from base 101 to 1015 and encodes 304 amino acids.